UCGACCGAGUCCAAGUCCUGCGGCUGAGAAGCCGUUGCAGUUGAGCUUUGUAACCCGAUGAAGAACGACGUCUCCGGUUGAUUUUCGUGAAGAAGUGGAUUUUUUUCCCUGGUGAGAAUUGAUAGGAAGUCUUUCCAAGAGGAAGAGUUGCUGCUGCAGCAGCAAGACUCUUGCAAAGUAAAUCGUGUUCGGUCGGAUUACAGACGAUCAUUUGCGGGAAAAUUCGCGGAAAACGUCGGAUUUCGGUGUGAUCUGCUCUGGAUUUGGUGCGUGUCGAAGAGGAGAAGUAGAACAAAAAUUGGAGUGAACCUUUUCCAUAAAGGAUCCCGUUCUGAAGUGGGGAAGAAGAAUCAGGUUUGUGAGUCAGAGAAAGUUUUGAUCCUGGAAAAUGGCCAAUUUGAUGGUUUUCAAAGUGGUUAAGUGUCGACUAAAAGCCUUUUCCGAUCGACGAGUUCACUGUGAAGCACCUAAAUGUGGAUAAAAUCGAGAUAAAAAAAGUUCCUGGAUUGCUGCUCAACUGAGUGAAAAGUGAAUUUUCGUGCAUUUUUUGGCUCCUUCUAGAACGGAUUACGUGACACAAAAGCGACUGAGCUGCAGGUGAAAAUUUCAGUGAAAGGAUUUGACUGCUGAAGAACAAACCAGCGAUAACAAACUAACGACAUAUACCAACAGAAGUGAAACAAUUAUUUCCAAGGGAGUGUAAACAAUCCCACAAAUGUGAAGAGGAUUUCCUUUCGAAAAAGUGUUACACCAUUCAGUGCGCGAGUGUUAUAAUCUACCCCUUUGAAGAAAGUGAGAACCUCAACCAAAUAAACCACCCGUGAGUGUUUCUAGUGUGAAUCCGGUCCGCUGCUGUGCGCGAGUACCGUCGGAAAAUCUCUGAAUGCUCUCAGAACUUUCUCUACCACAGCGAAAGAAGUGAGUGCCACAUCGAGUGCCUCUCACCCCCUUUUCGCUUCUGUCGUCGAGUGAGGAAAAAGCUCACUCUUUCUCUCCGUUUCCGUCUCUCUCGCUAUCGUGAGUGUAUUUGCCCGCGCGCGCGUGUGUCUGUGUAUUGUUUGUAGUGAGUCCAAGAUGGCGUCGGCGCCCAAAGCUAUGCUAGCAGCGGAUCAGCAGGAGCUCUCUCCCCCAUCAACAACAACCCCACGAAACGGACGACGCCAUCGUUCUCGAUUCCACCCGUGCUCCUCCGUCCCACCCGUUACAUCCCGCUGUUCCUCCUCCUCCUCCGGUUCCGUAAUCACCAGCCGUGACUGCAUCCGGCUCGACAGCAACAGUGACAACAACAAUAAUCAUAAUCGCAAUAAUAAUAAUAACCGUAGCAUUAAUCGUCGCCGUCGUCGGUUCGGUCUUAUGAGUGCGUCGUCGCCGUCGUCGCCCCUGGCGUGGUUCCUAGUGCUGCUAGUGGGCUUUUGCCUGGUGUCCGAUGGGGCCUGGGGCUUCGUGCUGGAUGGGUCCCAGAACAGUUUCGCCCAGUUUCGGAAGUGGUACACCGGUCUGAACGGGACGCUGGAGCUGGAGUUCAAGACCGAACAACCGAACGGGCUGGUGUUGUACACUGAUGACGGUGGGACAUACGACUUUUUCGAGCUCAAACUGGUGGAGGGAGCUUUGAGACUGCGGUACAACUUGGGAGGAGGAGCGCAGAUUAUUACGGUCGGGCGGGAUCUGCACGAUGGACACUGGCACAAGGUGCAGGUCCUCCGCAACGACGAGCACACAACCCUGACCGUUGAUGGAGUAUCGCAAAGCCGGACCUCCCGAGGGAAAGAAUUCCUGUUCGGGAAGUUUGCCACCAACUCGGACGUGUUCGUCGGUGGCAUGCCCAACUGGUACAAUUCCAAGCUGGCCCUGCUGGCACUGCCGAGCGUUAUCUUCGAGCCACGAUUCCGCGGCUCGGUACGCAAUCUGGUGUACUCCGACCAGCCGGGGGUCUCCCCCAGGAGGCAGGAGAUGCGCCAACCCCGGGACAUUAAGUGCGGUGAUUCUCCAUGUGAUUUGACGGCCAUUCCUCGAGAGAAAGUUACGAGGGACACCUCGCACCUUCCCCAUCACCAGCACCAUCACCAACAACAAAACAACCAUCAACAGCAAUAUCAGCAGCACAACUACAGUAGUCGCAACAAAAUUCGUCCAACGGCAGCGGCCGUCAUCAUCACUGCCUCAACCGCGUCCGGAACGGCCGGAAUUGCACUACGUGACGCACAAUUUUCCGGCGUCUAUCCGCCCAACUACGACCUGGUGCACAACUGCAUCCGGACACUUCCCAUGGCCAACGAUAAUGGCAGCACCACCGCCAGCCAUGGCCACUACUACAACAAGGGAACCCGCAGUAACGUGACGGACGCCUGCGAACGGCACGACCCCUGCCAGCAUGGCGGCAUCUGCAUAUCGACCGAUUCCGGUCCGAUCUGCGAGUGCCGCAACGGCGAGUACGAGGGACCCUACUGCGAACGAGAUAAAGCCCCCUCGGAGGCCACCUUUCGCGGGACGGAGUUCCUUUCGUACGACCUAGGCCAAACGGGCGGCGAACCGAUCGUCAGCGCACAAGACGCCAUCACGCUCUACUUCCGGACGCGGCAACCGAACGGACUGCUUUUCUACACGGGCCACGGAACCGACUACCUGAAUUUGGCCCUCCGGGACGGUGGCGUCUCCUUGACGAUGGGGCUCUCGAACGGCAAACAAGAAAUGCAUAUCAAACCAGCGCGGGUUCGCUUCGAUGACCACCAGUGGCACAAGGUCACCGUCCACCGACGGAUACAGGAGAUUUCAACGAUAACCAGCUUUUGCAGGCUGGUAGCCGUCGUAGACGAUGUCUAUACCGAUCAUUCGCACAUUGCCGGCAAGUUCACGAUGCUUUCGUCGUCCCGCGUCUACGUCGGUGGUGCGGUGAAUCCACGGGCACUGCUCGGAGCCCGCGUGCACAACAAUUUUGUCGGAUGCCUACGAAAGGUGGAAUUUUCGGCCGACACCCUUCGUUUGAAUCUGAUCGAUUUGGCCCGAACGGGUUCCAAGCUGAUACAGGUGGCGGGACGGGUGGACUACCAGUGCCCCAGCGGAGACCCGCAAGAUCCGGUCACCUUCACUACGCGGGAGUCCUAUCUGCUUCUUCCGCCGUGGGACGUUUCAAAGCAAGGCAUGCUGUCCUUCAAGUUUCGCACAAACGAACCGAACGGAUUGAUUAUUCUGAACACAGUGGUUCGACAGCCAAGGCCGGACUUCUUCGCGGUCGAACUGCUGAACGGGCACAUCUACAUCCACAUGGAGCUGGGUUCGGGAGCGGUCAAGGUGCGAGCAUCCCGAAGGCGGGUAGACGACGGCGUAUGGCACGAGCUUUCGCUGAGACGGAACGGUCGCGAUGGAAAGGUCGGUGUCGAUGGGCAGUGGAACGACUUCCGGACACCGGGUGAUUCAACGCAGCUGGAGUUGGACAGCCCCAUGUACGUGGGCGGCAUUGGACCUCCGUAUGCCGAUGUGGUGAUUCCUCCGGCAAUUUGGACGGCCACGCUACGGCAGGGAUUUGUCGGGUGUUUGAGGGAUCUGGUGCUGUCGGGGAAACCUGUGGAUAUAGCCGCCUACGCUAGGCAGCAGGAUUCGGGAGCCAUCAAGCCGUCCUGUCACAUAGUACCGACACAAUGCGGCAGCACCGUGUCCCCUUGCCAAAACGGAGGGCAGUGUACCGAGGGUUGGAACCGGCCGCUUUGCGACUGUUCGGCAACGCUGUUUACCGGGCCUACAUGUGGUCGUGAGUCGGCAACCCUGGCGUUCAACGGUUCGCAGCACAUGGCCAUCUGGAUCGGUGGCACCCAAGGAACACGAACACAAACCGAAGAGCUGGUGAUUCGGUUCAAGACUUCCCGUCCGGCCGGCCUUCUACUGUUGACCAGCGCCGAGACCAGUUCAUCGGAUCGGCUUGAAAUCGGACUGGUAGCGGGCCGCGUCCGGGCAAACGUCAAACUAGGCGAGCGAGAGAAGAAUCUACUGGCCGGCCAGGGAGUUCUCAAUGACAACAACUGGCACACGGUGAGAUUCUCCCGGCGAGCGUCCAAUCUUCGACUGCAAGUUGACGGGGCACCUCCCGUCAGGGCGGAAGCAAUCCUUGGACGGCACAGCACCCUGGAGGUGAAAUCGCUGCACCUGGGCGGCCUGUUCCACGCCGAGGAGGAGAUCCAGAUGACGGCGGCCAUGCCGAACUUUGUCGGCCAACUGCAGGGGUUCGUCUACAAUGGGCACCGCUACAUUGACCUGGUCAAAACGCUCGGACCGGAGCUGUCCGCCCUGCCAACGACCACCUUCAAGCUGACGGCCCGUUUCAUCAAUUCUCCCCCUGGAUCACCCUAUCUACCGGCCACCUUCCGCUCGAAGCACUCCUACGUCGGCCUACCGAUGCUGAAGGCGUACUCCUCUGUGUUCAUCGACUUCCGGUUCAAAACCCUGGAACCCAACGGUCUGCUGUUCUACAACGGUGGCAAGCGGAGUGACUUCGUAGCCGUCGAACUGGUCAACGGGCACAUCCAUUACGUGUUCGACUUAGGCGAUGGCCCCAUCACGAUUCGGGACAAAGCCCGGAUCCACAUGAACGACAACCGGUGGCACUCGGUGAGUAUACGGCGGCCGGGACCCAAGACGCACACGCUGGCGGUGGACGAAUCCAUCGAAAUCUUCACCGCCAGCGGGAACAACAUGCACCUGGAACUGGAGGGUAUCCUGUACGUGGGCGGCGUGUUCAAAGACAUGUACUCGCGAUUACCGUCGAGCAUAGCUUCCCGAACCGGAUUCGAAGGCUGCAUGGCAUCGGUGGACCUGGCUGAUACGACGCCAAGUCUGACCGAGGAUGCUGUCGUACCGAGUUCCCUGGUGGUAUCUGGUUGCGAGGGGCCCACCAAGUGUAGCCAGAAUGCGUGCGCCAACCGAGGGAUCUGCGUUCAGCAGUGGAAUGCGUAUGCCUGCGAGUGCGACAUGACCUCGUUUACUGGACCGACCUGUUACGAUGAAUCCAUCUCGUACGAAUUUGGCACCAACAAGGGACUGAUUCAGUACACGUUUCCUCCCGGAAGGCAACCAGACACGGAAGAAGAUAACAUCGCACUGGGCUUCGUCACGACAAAGUCUGACGCGGUAUUGUUGCGAAUAGAAAGCUUGACAACGCAGGACUACAUCGAGAUGGAGAUCGUUGAAGGUAAUGUGUUCAUCGUGUACAACAUCGGCUCGCAUGAUCUUCCACUGGGUGAGAUCGGUGUCAAAGUGAAUGACAAUAACUACCAUAUCGUGCGCUUCACACGGUCCGGAGCCAACGCUACGCUCCAGAUCGACGACUACAACGUGCAGACGCUGUAUCCUACCGGUAGGUAUCGCUCCGAAACUCUCUACAACUCAAAUUUACACAUCUCUUUUUUAUUUUUAGGUCACCAAUCGACGACCUUCACGUCGAUGUCGAACGUCCAGGUCGGCGGUAAGAUCUCUCGUAACGGGCGCUCUCGUAUCGAGCGGCCGUUCAGCGGCGUGAUAGCCGGCCUCUCGGUCAACCGGCUGCGGGUGCUAGACCUGGCGGCUGAACGCGAUCCCCACAUCAACAUGCGGGGCGAUGUGCAAUUGGUAACUGGCGUUUUAGAUAGAAAUGACCAAAGAAUGCAGCAGACUCCGGCCAGCGGCUACCCAGGCGUGAUCGAUGAUCUGAUCUUCAGCGGAGCCGGAUCCGGGUGCCGUGGAGAUGACGAGGACGAGUGUACACCGCCCUUCGAGACGGGCAGCGGCGACGAUAUCAUCACCCCGGUUUACGUUCCACCGACAAAGCAAACGACAGGGGCUGGUGGCGGCAGUGGAGCAGGUGGAAGCGGAGCAGGCAAGGGUGGCCGAAGAAAGGACGAAGGCAAGUUGUGCGACGACGAAGACUGCAUACAUGGGUCCGGUUCCGGCGAGGUAACCGAGGUGUUUACCGCAUCGACGGCCAAGAGUUCAGAGACAAGCCCUGAGGUGACGUACACGACGGUUGAUUUUGAUAAAAAGACCGACGGUUCAACAACGCUAACGACUCAAGGCCGAUCGGAGACGUACGCACCAAGCGAAACGACCCGGGAGAUGGAUACGACGAGUAGUGGUACGACAAGCUAUGGCAGCAGCAGUAGUUCGGGAACGAGUGGAAUCAGUUAUGGAACGACUGUGUCAAUUGGUACGACAGGAACAACGAGCGGUACGACAAGUGGAACGAGCAGUCGAACGACGUAUACCACGGGUACAACGUCGGGAUCGAGUACGUACGGUUCGACGACUCAGCAGCAGACGCCAUCGGAAACGACGGUAAGCUAUCGUGAUCGCGAUCGGGAUCAUAUCCGGGAGACAACGCAACCUCAAGCACCGACUACAACAGAAGACGACGAAAUUAUAGAGGUUAGAGGACCGGAUGACGAAGAUGGUGCCGAAUCGCAACCGCCGUACAAAGGACAACGGAAACCACCGCCAAUAAAGGUGGUAGAGCCACCAAAUCCAGAGCCAGAGCCACCGUAUAACGUUCAUCCACCGGCAUUCCCACCGACGAGAGUUCCGAAGCACAAGGGCGGUCGAAUCAACUCGGAAGCCGAGGAACGAACAGCCAUGAUCAUCGGUAUCGUAGCGGGAGCGUUAAUCGCAGUGAUACUAGUUAUCCUGUUGGUUCUGUGGAUCAAAUCAAAUGGAGAUCGGUCGUACAAGACGGAGCAUGAUAAGAGUGGUCUGUACGGAACGGGUCCAAGUGCAGCUUUGCUGGGCGGAGCGCACACCAAUGCGCAUAAUGCUCACUACAAUACACAUCAACAGCAACCACAUCAUCAGCAGCCUCCACACUACAAUGGUAGUGGUGGCGGAGGAGGAGGAGGAGGAAGCAGUGGCGGUGGGAUGGGACAUCACAGUAAUGGAGGCACUAUGCCAUUGAAUGGGUCUUUGCGACAUCAUCACAAUGGCGGAAACGGAAUGGGUGGAGGUGGAGGAAUGGGAAUGGGCAGUGGUGGCAGUGCUGCCAGUAUGGGCUACAAUGGAAGCGAUCGAGGCAGUAUGCAAUCGGGAGGAAUGGGUCCACCGCAGAAACCGAAGAAUAGGAAUUCCAAGGACAUAAAAGAGUGGUACGUCUAGAUACACUCUCGUCCACUUUUUCACACUCACACAUACAAAAGAACGCACUCACACGCGCAUCAGAGACGUUAUAUUUAUACAUCUUAUUGCCACUAUUACUGGAAACUGGAUAAGACAGACGACUCACACUCACACGCGCAGUGUCAUCCACGGCAGACUUAUUUAUACUUAUCAUUGAUUAAUUAUAGUCGAUAUAUAAUUAAUAAUGCAGAUUGUGAUGAUACAAAAGAAAAACUGUAAAAUUAAGACACACACAUACCUAUCACUAAUCGUUAAAUUAACGGAAAAACAAACUAAGAGGCGUCAAAGAGCAAAACAUUGUUGGGAAGAACAAACUCAUCCAAGUAGGCCGUAAGCGACAACUGUAAAUAGACAAAGAAGAAACACACACAAGAAGAGAAUCACACGAAAACGCUCACAUGAGAUCGAGCAGCUAGAACAGUGCGAAGAGAAUGAACGUGCGCUUGCUAGUGGUAGUGAAGUGAAAGAGGUUUGCAUUUAUUGUUAUCCCAAUUGACAAAACUCUUGUUAUGGCGCGUUUUUUGUUUACGUUCGUUAUUCGUGUUCCAAUCCAGCUUUAAUCGAAAUGUUGUUCUAUAGUUUCUUUAGAAUUUACGAAACUGACAAAAAAAAGGUUUUGAGGUGCUUUACCAAGAGAGCAUAAUGUUUACAUAAAGUGCGAAUCGAAUUUAUUACCUGUCCUUUUUCUGCCUUCGCGAACUGAAACGAGUACGGUAUUUCUCAAUGUUUCCCCCUUCCGCCGUAGAUGACGUUUAUAUCGGAGUUGAAUAAAAAGCGUGUUUAAAAUCUCUUUGAUUUUCUCAGAAUAGUUUACGCAAUCGAAGCAAACUGAUAGUGGCGAACGUUUGAGUGAAAAGCGUUACACACAUACAUACAAACAUCUACACUGUCAAAAGAACACAAGUUACAACCGUAAUUGAAAUAUAUAUAUUUGAGAACGACUCACAAAGCGAGAUUUAAGCGAGCAAAUUGUUUUUUUGCACAAAAAAUUUAAGACUACCAUAAACUGUAAGUGAAAAUUUCAAAUGAUGAGAGCAUUGAUGAGGGAGAAAAAUCUACCGUAAUUUUGAACUACCUUUAAGAAUUCCGAAUACUCAAAGCAAAUCUCUUCAAAGAAAAGAAAACAUAACUGCAACUUACAGCAACAAAAAUAAUGAUAAAUGUUCUCGUUUUUUCGUAUACUCAACUAUAGAAACAAAUCAACUCUGUUUUGCCUCCCCAAUUCCGUGGUUUUGCUCCUCUUUUUUAUAAAUCCGAAAAAAUAAAACAAAUCGUUUUCAAUGUCCCAGGAUCACGAAAUCCACGAAAAACCACUCGCGCGAGUAGACAAGUAAGCGAAACAACCAAAACUAUUUACACAAUCACUACAACCUAAGUAAGAUCGAGAUAUCAAAUUCUAACUUUUGUCGCAACACACGUGAGAGACACAAACACACUCAAAAAGAAAACAAAAAAAAAAACGGAGAGAGAAAACAGGAGAAGAACUAAAAUAUGGAACCGCCGGACUAUUUUUUGACAGUUUGACACUUAUACGCAUUCUAGCAGCAUUGGUGCGAAGAAAGAAAGCGAACAAAAAUUAAGGAACAUUCUCACAUUACCAUUUUUCAUUUUGCUCUCUUGCUCACACUGUAGUAGACGCUCGAUUGGUAAAAAAGGUUCAAACAUGAACAUUUUGCACUUAUCGAACGUUUACAGUUACAGUAGUUGUCUUUUGCGAAAACCGAGAGAGAGUGAGCACAACAAGAGAGACAAUGAGAAAUGAGUCACACUCACACAUACGAAGCAAACCCAACCACUAAACAGAGAGCGACGACCCUACCGAGAGACGACAGCUACACACGAAAGAAACUACCUUUUUCGAUCUUUUCUUCUAUAACAAUCUCUCGCAUGCACCGCACGAAUCUCUUAUGAAACGCAAUGCACGAAACUCCGUUCUUUUGCACCAGGAAAUGUGGCUGGCUUUCGCAGAAGGAAAAAAAAAUACGGCGUAUUUCGGUUUUAGAACUUUUAAGUCGCACUCAUUCGUUUUAUGGCAAGAUUUCCUUCGUCCUACCUCUCGUUUUUUUCGAGUCAAGACAAAUGUUCGCUCAAUUAUUUGUCUUUGGUCCAAAGCUGCUCAAUAUCAGUCAGUAAGGAUCAAGGCUUGGUUAAAAAGUCAAUAUAGUUUGAGUCACUGGGAUGUCAAAACUAAUUUUAAGAAGUUGAUAAACACCAAAAGCAUGACGAAAAUUACCAAAGGUAAUCCACCAAACUAAGAACCAAACUUUUCUGUAAGCAAAUGUAAUUAUAUGAGUCUUUGUUAAUGUAACUUAGUCCAAUUCUGUGUUAGAACCCUGGAAGAAGAUUGAAUAUACAAUCGAAACGUCGGGCGUACAAAAUACGCUUUAUUUGUACCGCUCUAAAGAUUGAAGGCCGAAAAAAUCUCCUGAUCAGCGAAUUUGGCAGCCCACCGACAGCAGGUGGGGGUACAACACAUCCCAGAAGCAAUUCCGGAUCAUCAGAAUCCACGCCAACAGUGCAGUGUUCAGAUCUGCAAUAUCCCAUCGACAACCACUUCGGAGGUACGAAUAAUACGGUCAGAUCGAAUGCCAGUCUGGCACCGUCCUUUGCCGAUUUGACCAAGAAGUUACCCAUUCUUUCGGAUGAUCCGGUAGAGUAGUCACAGCUACGAGACUGCCAACACUGCGACGGUUAUACGGCAGAUCAGAGUUGCUGGUGAAGAGCUGAGCAAGAGGCACCGGAACGAUAGGAAUCGUUGAUGAACUUCGGCCUAUGCGAUCAGCUCGUUAGGCCGCGAAUCUUAGCUGCCAUCUGUGCAAUCCUACGCUGCUCGUCGAGAUAGUGGAGAAGCUUCAGCCGUCGAAUUGGAGUGGGCGAGAUUCAAACGAGGGUAUGCAGAACUGACCCUUAAAAACAUUAUUGGUGUGGGAUAUUAAGCAGAAAGCCCCUUCUGUUGGUAUACCUAUUUAUGAAGGAACUGCUCAUGUUUCCAACUGCAGGGAUUAGAGGUCUCCUGAAAGCUGUCCAUUAUGGCAGUUUUGCGAGGAUUGUUUGUUCGACCACGACUAUAAGAAGUAUCGAUCGAUAAUCCAAUGCAACGUCCGAAACUGUCGAAACCAUUACACAAGUUUACAAAAUAAAACGAAAGUCGUGAACUUCUGUCAACGACCAAAAUUUUUGAAGCACAAUUUAGUGCUGAUUUCGAAACCGACCUUCAAAAAAAUUAAAGUAGAACAGUUUUUGAGUUUUACCUCAAUAUCGAGUUUUGUAACUUUUCAAAAUAUGUAAUUUACUAAAAUUCAAAUAUAUUGCGUUUUGUUCAACCAAUUUUAAAUCUUUUUCCAUAAAUUAAAAGCUGAAUACAAUACCAUUCGAUCAUCUGAAUACAGGUUUUGCGUCAGAUUGAUGAAAUUCAAUAUAUUGGCGAGUUUUGGGGACGAUCUUCUUAAAUUUUAGCAAAAUUCCCAAAUUUUUUUGAAGAAAUGUAUUUUUUUCAAUAAGAAAAAAACAACUUAAAAAUUCUUUCUCGACGUUUAUUUGACAUACACUACCCGUCAUAAGUACGGACUCACAAAAAGUAUUGCAACAAUAUUGCAUCACCCUGACUCACCUUGAUAUCUCCAAAACCUGAGGACUUACAAAGAUGCUGUCUUCAGGAAAGUUAUUCAGAAGACCAAAAGCAACAACUUUUCUGAAGGCUGCAUUUUUGUAGGUGUUCUGGUUUUAGAGAUAUCGAGGUGAGUCAGGGUGAUGCAAUAUUGUUGCAAUACUUUUUGUGAGUCCGUACUUAUGACGGGUAGUGUAUCAUAUGUAGGCGAGUUACAGUAAAAAUUUCAGCUCAAUCGGAGCAUUGAUUACGAAGAAUGAGAUGUUUGAAGUGAGCAACUUUGCUUAAAAAUAGAACAAAAAUUGAUUUCAAAUCAUCAACGAUGUAUGGGAAGUCGAAAAAUUUUCCGCUCUACUGUAAUUUUUUUCCUUCGCGUUUUCGAAUUCAGAGCACGAUUCUACACCAAAAAUGAUCAUCAGCUUACCGAGUUCAAAAAUGCUGUAAACUAGUGUUAUCAACUGCUGCAUCUUUCUUAGCGCGGUUCAACACAGGAAUAGCACUCAUGAGCGGGUUACGAAUAUCCGUCCUGUUGUAACUUGCUAGCUCGGGGUGGGAAUCUGCAGGGUCGAUGCAUGACUUUUCUUUCCCAUACAUCCACUGCCAUGAAUGAGAUCUAAAUCGUUGCAGGAACAGUAUGCAAUGGAACUCUGACUCACAUGAGGGGCAAGUGUCGGAGUAAGGGUGUCCAAACUAAACAUUUAGGGGACAAACGCUAAGAAAUAACCAAUCACUCCAAAGGCGAGGCUUGAAUGGUUCUCUAUCGGAACCUGGAAACAACGAACAAAGAAAAGGGGAGAGAAAGUCUACAAUUCAGGGCUGCUCUCUCUAAAUAAUGGGCUACCACUGAAGCUAUCUAAUAACAUACACCCUUAAAUGAAACAACACAGCACACGAGUAACUUUCACGCAGCGACCGAAAAGACAAAAGAAUUUUCACGCAGAUUUGUGUAACACCGGAU
Molecule: messenger RNA, 11693 nt
Organism: Aedes albopictus (Asian tiger mosquito)
Lineage: Eukaryota; Metazoa; Arthropoda; Insecta; Diptera; Culicidae
Product: neurexin 1
Exons: 22
Coding region: 1075-7107 (2010 amino acids)
Source: RefSeq, a predicted model, not a curated record